CACUUCCACGUGACCAUGCCUCCAAUGCUUCCUACAUGGCUACAUUGCUACUCAGAUCGGAUGCCCAAAUUAAGGCGCAGACGGAAGAAGCAAAUUAUGUCCUUCAGGCUUCUCCGGCUGCUCCUGCUGCAUCUCGUCCCCGGCUUCCUGCUUCUGCUGUUCUUGCGCCCGGCCUCGGCGUCUGCGCCGACAGUCGUCACGCACCUGCCAGGAUACGAUGGGCCUCUGCCCUUCAACCUCUUAACAGGGUACGUGGGCGUGGAGGAGGAGACCGGAACGGAGCUCUUCUACUACUUCGUCGAGUCGGAGAGGAGCCCCGGCACGGACCCCGUACUCCUGUGGCUGACUGGCGGGCCCCGCUGCUCCGUCAUCAUGGGCCUGGCCUUCGAGAUCGGUCCUCUAAGGUUUGUGCGGGCACCGUAUAGUGGUGGUUUGCCGGAGUUGGUCUAUAACCCACAUUCAUGGACCAAGAUGGGAAACAUCCUCUUGUUGGACUCUCCAGUUGGCUCAGGUUUCUCGUAUGCGCGUGAUCCCAAAGGCUACCAUGUCGGAGACUACUCAUCUUCUCUGCAUGUCCAAAGAUUUUUGAAUAAGUGGUUCACGGAUCAUCCGCAGUACCUUUCGAAUCAUUUCUACCUUGCUGGAGAUUCAUAUGCUGGAAAGGUGAUUCCACUUAUUGCACAAGACAUUUCGGAAGGAAUUGAAAUGGGGCAGCAGCCUAUCAUCAAUCUAAAGGGAUAUAUGGUCGGCAACCCUAUAACAGACCCGAUGUUUGAUGAAAAUUUCAGAAUUCCAAGUGCUCAUGGCUUCGGUAUAAUAUCUGAUCAAAUAUAUGAGAUUGCAAGGGAGAGUUGCAAAGGAGACUAUAUAAACCCGUCGAACAAAAUGUGUGCUGAGGUUCUGCAUACUAUCAACAAUCUCAUUUCUGAAAUUUCAAUUGAGCACAUCUUGUAUGACAAAUGUGACGUUGUCGCGCCAAAUUCCGUAGAUGAUAAUUCAAGAAGAAAGUUUUUGUUGGAAGGUUCUAUCCAGAUAAGCAAGCCACCUAGUCGACCUCCAGUAGAUUGUUUUACAUAUGGUUACUACCUAGCUUACUUUUGGAUGAACAACAACUUGACUAAAAAUGCUCUUGGGAUUAAGGAGGCAACAGUGGGCGAGUGGAUACAAUGCAAUGUAGGACUCCCCUACACAUUCGAGAUCCGGAGCAGCGUAGGGUAUCAUCUUAACCUCACCACGAGAGGUUAUCGUGCACUUGUGUACAGUGGAGACCAUGAUCUUGAAGCACCAUUUCUUGGCACGCAUGCAUGGAUAAGAUCCUUGAACUUCUCCAUCGUUGAUGACUGGAGGGCAUGGCAUCUCAAUGGGCAGGCUGCAGGAUUUACCAUAAAAUACGAGAACAAUAUGACAUUUGCUACGGUGAAGGGUGCUGGUCAUACUGCUCCAGAAUACCGGCCAGAAGAAUGCUUUGCCAUGGCACAAAGGUGGUUGGACAAUGAGCCUCUCUGACGCCUUGAUUUGACAACUUUAUUUGUUUAAUUGACUUUGGCCAUUUUGUAUGUGUGCUUCACUCCACGUGUAAAGAUAAACUCAAUAGCAUUCUGUAAAACGAACUUUAUUUUCCCUUCUAGAAAUGUAUUGUGUGGGAAACCAAAGCAUCCAUAAAGAUCAGAUAUAUCGGUAUAACUGUGGAUGUGAAUUUGAUAUACAAAUUGUAGCCUUGAACUGGCACGGGAGCUAGCGUGCAUGCAAGAGCUGUUUAUUUUC
This is a messenger RNA of Lolium perenne, 1764 nucleotides long. RefSeq names its product serine carboxypeptidase-like 11. The record is from RefSeq and is a predicted model, not a curated record. Lineage: Eukaryota; Viridiplantae; Streptophyta; Magnoliopsida; Poales; Poaceae. Gene Ontology annotation, biological process: proteolysis; secondary metabolic process. Gene Ontology annotation, molecular function: serine-type carboxypeptidase activity; acyltransferase activity, transferring groups other than amino-acyl groups.